Messenger RNA from Didymodactylos carnosus, 1002 nucleotides. The record is from the annotation of a GenBank genome assembly. NCBI's taxonomy places the organism in Eukaryota, Metazoa, Rotifera, Eurotatoria, Philodinida, Philodinidae.
AUGACCGAUGAAAGGUCGAAAAAUCACAUGAACAACAAACAAAAAAUAACCGGUGUGAUUAGUUUUCGAAAUUUCAAUGCUCAUGUUAUGUGUCUUAAGAAAUCAAAGUUGAAUAAAGGCAUAAACAGAAACACAAGAAACGCUCUUUUUCAGAUUCCACCAGAUCAGUCUACUAUAGAAUCGAUUACGGCUGAUCCUGUAGAACCAUGUCAAGCAGGUUUCCCCUUAUUUGGUCAUGAUUUCCUUGAAGGUUUACAGAUUACGUCGACCACUGCUGUUAUAAUUUCGAAACUUAUAAAUCUUGGUAAUGAUGGAAUAAAUUUUCCAGAUACUAAUAUCCAUACCCUUCUCAUUAAGAUGGUUACUUCAGUUUUGCUUCAUUACGUUCACGUGCCAAAUAUAAGUAAUGUAAACAGCACUGGCGUAACACUGACGUAUGGCGAAAUGGGAGGUGAACUAAUGGUCAAAUCGAAUUAUACGAAAGAUGGCGCUGUUGUACAUGGAUUUCCUGAUUUUGCAACGGACCUGUUUUAUGUUCAUUUUUUUGAUACCGUAGAUGGUAAACCAGCUUCACAUAUCACGCUGAAUAUCACGACAACAAGUUCUCCUGUCAACAGUGAACAUGUGUCAGAUGCGCCGCCAGAUGUCCUUGUGCUAGAAGAAGAAGAAGAAAACAUUCAAGCACAAUUGGAGCUCGAUCAGUCCUCUCUUGGUGAAUUGUGGAAUGCUGCAUCAUCAGCGACGUCAUUAAUGGGUUCGUAUGAUCAAUUUGUGAAUAUGUCGUUGUUAUCGGUAGUCAGUAACUCGGAUGGAGAUUCUUGGUCAACGGCGCCUACAUCUUCGAAAUUAGUUAGUAAUAUUGAAUCGUGUCAUUUUUUGUUAUAUGUUGCUGGGUAUAAACGUGUGAUACUGAGUCUGUGUUUUAAUGUAAAUGACUUUUGUGGUUGUUGUGUUACAAGUGCUUAUAAUGUUGGAUUUAAACGGAUAUGUCCUGGAUAUUAG